Molecule: messenger RNA, 7772 nt
Organism: Equus caballus (horse)
Lineage: Eukaryota; Metazoa; Chordata; Mammalia; Perissodactyla; Equidae
Gene: KLF8
Product: KLF transcription factor 8
Biological process (GO): regulation of transcription by RNA polymerase II
Molecular function (GO): RNA polymerase II cis-regulatory region sequence-specific DNA binding; DNA-binding transcription factor activity, RNA polymerase II-specific
Source: RefSeq, a predicted model, not a curated record
AAGAAAGGAGAUGGGGUGGGGUAUGGCGUAGCCUGGCCGGCCCAGGAGGAGUUUGGGUGGAGCCGAUUGUGUAAGCUUUAGAGCAGAGGGGGCGGGGGGACUGCCACUAGCAACUAACCUCAGCUUCCCUAACUCAGCAGAAAGGUCGGAGGCAUUGUUGGAGAGGCCAGGAGGUCCAAGGUUCUGUCUGCCCGCCAAAGAGGGACAAAAACCCAAGUAGUGCGGUGCAGCUUUAAAGGGGCUGGUGAUUGACAGAAAGUGUAGCAGUGCAUGGGGUGGAGCCGUUGGGUGGGGUCUGGGACGGGCAGCUGGGAGAAGAAACCACAAGGAAGCAAAAAGAAAACCAUUGCCCCAGAUAUCGCUAAUGCCGGGUGGGGGAAGCUAGCCAGAAAGGGAGGAAAAGGAGGGUUUUAGAGCUCAUCUCCACUCCCACCCCCGGUCAACUUUCGUAAACCCUUGUCUCCGUUUGAGGUAAUUUAAAAUCGAGUAUACACUGGCCCUAGUCGGUGCCCAUUGCCGCUAACUCUCCACUGAACUAGGUUUGUAGUACGAGGGAGUGAGGACCCCGGCUCCACCAGCUCAACCCCGGCCCCGCCCCGUCGGCCCUGGCCCUGGGCUGAGAGGAGAGGAUGCCUCCGGAGGCGCAGAAUCCGAAAAUAUGGAUCAACCCAUAAACAACUUGGAGGUCCAACUAAAUUCAGAGAGUGGCUCAAUGCAUGUGUUCAAACAGGUUACUGGCCCUGUUCAGAUCAGAGAUCCCUUUAAGACAGCAGACAGAGGUAAUAUGACAUCCCUACCACUCCUGGAUGCUAACCCCAUGGAGAACCCAGCACUGUUUAAUGACAUCAAGAUUGAGCCCCCAGAAGAACUUCUGGCUAAUGAUUUCAACCUGCCCCAGGUGGAACCAGUCGACCUCUCCUUUCACAAGCCCAAGGCUCCUCUCCAGCCUGCCAGCAUGCUGCAAGCUCCAAUACAUUCUCCUAGGCCACAGCCUGCUCCCCAGGCCCUUGUAGUGUCCACUUCAACAUCUGGCACAGGCACUUCAGCAAACAUCCCUACCGUUCUGACUCCAGGCUCUAUUCUGGCUUCCUCCCAGGGCACUGGUGGCCAGCAGAUCUUACAUGUGAUUCACACCAUCCCCUCAGUCAAUCUGCCAAAUAAGAUGGGUGGCCUGAAGACUAUCCCAGUGGUGGUGCAGUCUCUGCCAAUGGUGUAUACUACUUUGCCUACAGAUGGGGGCCCUGCAGCCAUUACAGUCCCACUUAUUGGAGGAGAUGGGAAAAAUGCUGGAUCAGUGAAAAUUGACCCCACAUCCAUGUCUCCACUGGAGAUCCCAAGUGACAGUGAGGAGAGUGCAAUUGAGAGUGGAACCUCAGCCUUGCAGGUGAUUCAAGGACUACAGCAAGAACCAGCAACAAUGACACAAAUGCAGGGAGAAGAACCCCUUGACUUCAAAAGAAGACGGAUUCACCAAUGUGAUUUUGCAGGAUGCAGCAAAGUGUACACCAAAAGUUCUCACCUGAAAGCCCACCGCAGAAUCCAUACAGGAGAGAAGCCUUAUAAAUGUACCUGGGAUGGCUGCUCCUGGAAAUUUGCUCGCUCAGAUGAGCUCACCCGCCAUUUCCGCAAGCACACAGGCAUCAAGCCCUUCAGGUGCACAGACUGCAACCGUAGCUUUUCUCGCUCUGACCACCUCUCCCUGCACCGCCGGCGCCAUGACACCAUGUGAGCAGCACAGACCGCACUAGAAGAGCUGCCCUGGUAUUUUUCCUGUUUGUGUGCUGAGAUCAUGCCCAUCUUUUCCUGUUUGACUUCAACUUGCCUCUAGGAUGGGGUUGGAGCAGCUCACUGAGCCAGGUUGAUGAGACUAGAGAAGAAGAUCGCUGGUCUCCUAUGGUGGUUCCUCAUAUUCCAUCUUCACCUCUCCACUGUCCAGUACCCAAUUUUUUCAACCUCGGCAUGGGUGGAAUUCCAGUGAAGCACCCAUGGUUGCCCCACCCCCACCCUUACCCCUCCACUCUGAGAUAGGACAUUUUCCCAACAAUAACAAAACAGGAAUCAAACUCAAGGCUGUGAACAAACAUACGCUGCUUUUUCCCCUAUUUUUUCUCUUGUUUCUAGAAUUCUUAUCUAUGUUUUUUUCAGUCAGAAUUUAGUGGUAUCCUAAAAUGACUUUUGUCAAGUUCCUAGACAGAAGAGGGCAUAACAAUGUAGUUGGUUAGUAAGAUUUACAGGGAUUUGGUUCCUGAGCAUAGAGCACAUUCUCAGUGAAUAAGCUGAGUUCCAUACCAAACUUAAAGGUUUUAUAAAUCCAAUCCUAUUUGUUCUUACAAUUUGGUUUUCAGAUAGUGCUCGUCCUUCUGUUUCUUAACUCCAUCGGAAGGAAGGAAGGGAUCUUCUUGUCCUUCUCCUUCUCCUAUGCUUCCUCCUCUUUCAGGAUUAAAGAUUUUGCUGCACAAUUAUAUUCUUUAUUAGGUUAAAUUUGGUCAAAUAUUCAAAACACUCAUCAACAUGCCAGUAGGGAGAAAAGUGUUUCAGGAGAGUAUGUUAGGCAGUGAAAGGAACAAUCAGACCCAAGAUGUUUCUGAAAACAAAUAGAGGGGGCUUUCAUUUGGAGAGGAUAUCUAAAGUGCUGUAAUCACAAACUUCAUUCAAAUUGUAGCCUGUUGAGAUAGUAUCUUGAGGGGCUGCACUGUACUGUUUAUUCCAUUGUUUACAUAAAGCAACUAUUUUAAGCAUAUUGCGUGAUGAGAAAUCACGCACUGGGGCCAUGUUAUACAGAGGUGAGGGUUUGGAAGAAAAGUUUUGUUAAUUCCAUGGCAUUACUAGUGUGCAUUCCUGCGUUUCAAAUGGAAUAUAAGAGACUUGUAGUGAAAAUUGACAUACAAAAAGCAAUUUGAUGUUCUGCGAUUGCUAUGAAUGCCUAAGCCAUUUCUUUUAGCCAUUACAGCAGGUUGCAUGAUACACACAUUUGAUUUCCCAAUCAGACUGUUUCCUGAUAGACUCUGUGACAUAAAACCCUCUGUUCCAGGCCCUGGACCUCAGAUCUACCUCCACAUGGCAUAUUUCCUCUCCCGGAGACAAGGGGGCCUUGCGUCACUUAGUUUUGGACUCGACCUCUCUCCUAAAAUUUGUCUUCAUAUUGGACUCCUUUUCCUUGGCAGAAAUUCAACCAGUCCCUGAUUGAAUACUUUAGGUUACUACCUCCCAAGGCCGUCCAUUCUAACUAAAUCAUAGAAUUCUAGCACCAAGAGGGGAUCCUAUUAACCAUCUAGUCCCCCAUAUCAUUUGUAUUUUACAGAUGAGACAAAUAUGGGUCAAAGGGUCAAAUUCUUUCUCCAGAUGUUACCUUGAGGCCUUAUAAACCUGCACACACAUUCUCCCAGGGAUCUCAUUAUUAAACCAAAUUAAAGAAAAUUUUACAUGAUUGUUUGCAGUAUUUGUCCAAUUUUAUGUGUUAUGCUUCAGAAAACUUUAGACCACUCACAGGAUCAUUUACAAUUGAUUAAGUAGUAAGUCAAAUGUGCUUGUAGUCAUUGACAUAUAACAUUAGGCACACAAUUUUUCUAUUCUAACACUUUCUAUAAUAUCUCACAUUUGAUUUACCUUAGUUCAACUUACAAUGUCUUUCCAAACCAUAUCCCUCAAAAAUUCUAAAACUGCUGUAUUUUUCAAAGUGACAUGCAGAUUUUUACUAUUAUCCUUCUUAUUUCAAUAUAGGCUUUUCCCUGAUUUUGAUGUACAAGUUCCACACUGUAGACUAAUUGCCACAGCACUAGGAAGUAUCUAUGGCCAGUCUGUUAAAGGAGACUUCUAUGUAGCUGUAACACAGAUUGUUAAAGGUGUGUUACCAUCAUGCAGAGGUUUAAACUUAUAAUUGAGUAAUUGAUAAUGGUAUUUUACAGUAGAAUCCAAAGGCUUACCCAUUUUCCUCAGAGUUUGGAUGCUGAGACUUCUUUUCCAGAGUUCAUAACUGACCUGUGCCCCUCAGACCUCAGGAUCUUUUGCAUUGGAGCAUAUGAUCUCUUUAUAAAUAAAGGCUAUCAAAGAUACUGUUAUACUAACUAGGAUGAUCAAAUUAGAAUUCCAAAUAUUGGUAUCCCUGACAUCCCUAAGCCUUUAUUAGAAUUUUUUCCUGCAAGUAAUGAGGGACUUUGCUAAUGUUUUAUUAAUUGUCUAUAGUUAGGAAACAAGUCUAACCCUAUUCUCAUUACCCUCUCCCCUCCAAAUAAUAUGAAAUCCUUCUAAUUAUUUAUGUAUUCCUUAAGAAAUAUUCCAAAAUUUAUUAAGAGGAUUUCAUAGAGUACAAAGAUUCAAAUAUAGUGUAAUAGAGUGUUGUGCCAAAGCUCAUAGAACUUUGCUAAAUAGACAGUGAGAUGGAAAGGAACUGUCUCUCUUAGGUAGAAUUUGGGAUUAAUUGCAUUUUCUAUGCUCAUACCAGCAAAGCACCAUUAUGCAGACAGUUGCCUAGGGCAUGGAAAAUGGCCUUGUUUCAAAGGGUUGGAUAAUAUCCUGGGAUUUGUUGCAAUAGAAUUCCUCUAUCUGUACAUGAUUGGCAGUUAAACAUAACUAUUGAUAAUUAUGAUUGAAAAAUUCAGGAAAAAUAAUGAAGAAUGUGAACUGGUUGGCUGGAUUAGGUGGAGUGAAUUAUGGGAAAAACAGAAAGCUUUGUGAGAGUAACUUCUUUUUAAGUAAAUUUUUAAUUUAGAACAGUUUAAGAUUUAUAGAAAAGUUGUAAAGGUAGUACAGAGAAUUUUCCUAUACCCGCUAUCCAGUUUUUCUUAUUAUUAGCAUCUUUCAUUAGUAUCGUACAUUUGUUACAACUAAUGAAGUAGUAUUGGUACAUUAUUAUUAACUAAAGCCUAAACUUUAGUGAGAUUUCCUUAGUUUUUACCUAAUAUCCUUCUUCUAUUCCAGCAUCUCAUUCAGGAUCCCACAUCACAUUUAGUGGUCAUGUCUCCUUAGGCUUCUCUUGCUUAUGACAGUUUCUCAGACUUUCCUUGUUUCCUAUGACCUUGACAGUUCCAAGGAGUAUGUCCCUCAAUUGAGAUUUGUCUGAUGUUUUUCUCAUGAGGUUAUGAGUUUUAGGGAGGAAAACCAUAGAGGUGAACUGACAUUUUUAUCACAUCAUAUUAUCAUAACUUAUACUCUUGAUGUUAACAUUGAUCAACUGGCUGAGAUAGUGUUUGUCAGAUUUCUCCUCUGAACUCUUCCCUCCCCCUCAUUCAUACUGUACUCUUUGGAAGAAAGUCACUAUGUGUAGCCCACACCUGAGCAGUGAGUUAUGCACUACAUUCUUGAGAGAUCUAUAUAAAUUAUUUGGAAUUCUUCUUUAUGGGAAAUUUCUCUCUUCUCCCUGUAUUUAUUUAUGCAAUUCUUUACUUGUAUCAGUAGGGACUCAUGGAUAUUUAUUUCAUACUUUGGGUUAUAAUCCAAUACAACUUUAUUCUGUUGCUCAAAUUGUUCCAGCUUUGGCCAUUGAGUACUCUUUUGGAUUGACUUGCAAGUCCUUUUGACAUACCCCUAUCAUUUUUUUUAGCACAUCCUUAUUUUCUGGCAUUACAAGCUGCUCCAGGCUCAUCUUGUAUAUUUUUUUUGGCCCACUUCUAUAAUCAACCAUUUCUUUAAGGACUCUUGGUUUCUUUUAAUGGAAAAUUAUGUUAGAAACUAAGAUCUAGGCCUUAGAUAUGCUUGUCACAACUGGGGUAUUAUUGCUUCUAGGCCAUCUCAGCUGACAGAGCAAAGAAAUACAUGUGUGUACAUUAACUCAUGUAGAUACAUGUAUCUACAUUAUUUCUAUAUGUAAUCAUCCAUAUCUUUAUUAAACUAAGCAUGAGUUCAUACUGAUGUCUCCAACUCCAAUCCAUUACCACAUGAAUAAUUCUAGCCUUUUUUCUUUGCUUAUCUGUAACCUCCCACUCCAACAGUGAGAAAUUUGGCUCCCAUACUCUGCCAUGUAUUUACUUAAUUGUUCAAUUCAAUUAUACAUCUGAAUUGUUAACCUGUACGCCUGUGGGAAAUGAGCUCUGUGCUUAUGUACACGAUAGUAACAUUUUCAGGACUCUAACAACUCUUUGAAACAAAGCGAUCUGCAAAUAUCGGGAAUUAGGGAUUUCUGUGAUCUGACUUCCAGGAUGUUUGAGUCUAUAUUGUCCCAAAAUAGUUUUUUUAAGAACCAAACCAUUGGAAAUUGACCCAACUUAGAAUAAGCCAAGGUAAAUUAUUAUCCACAGUUUUCUAAUACCUAUAUAGACAGAUGGACACAGAAGAAAGUGGAUGUACCCAAUUUAAAGAAACACAUAGCACUAUAUUUUCUCACUGGUAAAUAUGACUCUCUGACAGUAGGGGUUCUACCCUAAGUUACCUCUCUUCCAUAGUUUCCAAUCUUUCACUUGGUUGACCUUAGGCAAGUCACACCACCACUGUGUGCUCAGUUAACCCAUCUGUAAAAUGGGAAUCCAAGUAUCUACCUCACAGGAAUGUUGUGAGGAUUCUCAUUAAUGGAUGUUGGCAAAAAUAAUGGGAGAUCCUUAAAUGAACAAAGUAUUAUCAUCAUUAUUAUAAUGAUAAUUAUAGUACCCUACAUUUACCCUAGAAAAAUGAGAGGAUUAGGCUUCCUGGGUGAUAAAGAGCUAAAUUUGAGUCAGUAACAAGGAUAAUUGAAGAGUGGUCACUGGAAGCAAUAUUCUUUCUUCUUUUCCUCUCACUUUCCCUACAUUCUUUUCAUUACUACCUAUAGGUUUCUCAUCUCUUUUCAGACUCAGAGCAUAUUAGGAGCCUAUAGGAAUAGGUAGGCAAAAUCCAUUGCUUCAGAAGCUGCAUUCUUCCCCUUUCCUCACUCUGCCUGGACCACAUUACAUGUUACCCUAUGAGAAGCACAAAGGGAAUUUCUCAGAGCCCUUCAGACUUUGGCCAGUUCAACUUCACUGGUUACAUUUUCUCUUUUCCCACUUAGUGUACUCUGAAUAGUUUAGAUAGGAGGGAAGUCAGAUGGGGUGGUUGGGGUGGGAGUGGGAUGGAAGAAAAUAGAAUUUAUACAAGUGACAGGAUAUUUCUUUAUUCUCAAACACAGGUUUCACCUUCUAUUUCCUUUUCUGGUAGUGUGUCAGGGGUAGAGUGAGAGAUACUAUUUUGUUAAGUGUUAAGAAACUCUUCUUCCCUUCCAGUAGACAUUUCGCAGGGUUAGUACAAGUAUGUUGAACAUUACUUUAUAACUAUGUUGUAUACAGUGCUGUUUUCAUUGCAUUUCUGAAUGAAAAGAAAAGAAUCCCUAGUGGUGUCCAUCCCUGUUUCUUGACAGGAGGUCACAAUGGGAGAGCAGUGCCAGAAACUGACUCUUUUGUGUGUAUGUGUAGAGGAAAGGAGCCUCCAGUAAAGGGAUUUAUUGAACUUUUUUUGUCAUUGUUGGUUUGUUUAAAAGAAAUUAUAGAACAGUAUAUUAAGCUUUAGUCUCUGUAACUCUUCUGUUUUGCCUUGUUAUUUCACUGCUUUAGAGCAGCAUCCCGUUUUUCUCUGUUUUAUAUUAGUUCUUGCUCCAGAGACAUGGUUUUGAGGCUAGGAUCAUGAGCAAUCUCUCAUAUACAAGUCUGUUAUGCACCUGUAGAUAUUCAAGAAUUGCCUCUGUUAUCAUGGCCACUUAGAGGUUACUCUGUACUAGCCCAAUGGGACUCUCCCUCUGUGGCAUCCAGGCAGGAUUUAUGCUUGGGUAUUAAGCAAUCUUAUGUUUGAUUAUUAUACUUUUUUAUUAAUAAAAAUAUUUUAAACUUCAGAAA